Messenger RNA from Nymphaea colorata (pocket water lily), 1304 nucleotides. RefSeq names its product photosystem I assembly factor PSA3, chloroplastic. The coding region runs from base 260 to 1159 and encodes 299 amino acids. Lineage: Eukaryota; Viridiplantae; Streptophyta; Magnoliopsida; Nymphaeales; Nymphaeaceae. Gene Ontology annotation, biological process: photosystem I assembly. The transcript is spliced from 3 exons. The record is from RefSeq and is a predicted model, not a curated record.
UGAAGGCAAAACAAACACAAGAAGUCUCAGCUAUCACGGAAUUUCAAUUCCCAAAGGAGAUUCUUGCGAAUCCAGACAUCUGACAUUUUUCUUAUUUCUAGUGGCCUUUAUCCAUCCCACCAUCGCCGGGGUGGAUUCAUUGAUUCAAGAGCCUCUCUCGCCUGCACGAAUGUCAUGGCGGCAAGCCACUAGUUCCGCCCAUCUGGCGUAGAAAGCAAAUCCUUGGAAGGAGAAGUGGCAGUAGCCUGCGGAAGGAAGUAUGUUCAUGGCUUCUCAGAUCUUGGUUUCUGCACAGCCCAGCACGCCGAGCUCUUCCGCCAUCCUGCAGACCUCCAUCAUUCAGAGAAACCUAAAAGUUUCUUUAUUCUCACCUCCCAACUUUCUCAUUCCCCGCCUCCUUGUUGUUCCAAAAGGAAAACCUACCUCAGUUUCCGGUAGAAAUGGUAAGAUUGUGGCUUAUAUGGAGACAUCCAAUUCAUUCGGGAACUUUUUCCGGAAGGUGGUCGGCGCCCUUCCGGUUGUCGGCCUCGUAGCGAGGAUUGUCAGUGAUGAGGGAGGAAUCGGGGACGACCUCAUCGAUUUUGCUGAGUUUCGGAGAAGGGUAGGGAAGAAAUGCGGCGUAGAGGACUCGAAGGCGUUCUACGAGUUCAAAGAUCGGCGAGGUCGGGAAGGAGAACCUUUAUACGUCCUACUUUGCUGUUGGUUGGCUGCCGUUGGUGCUGGUCUUUUGAAGUCAGAGGAUAUUUUAACUGGGGUAGCGAGACUUCGCAUAUCCAACGAUUUAGAAUUUGAAGAGCAGACCUUUGUUGCCAUGAUGAAUGAUGCAAAAGCGAGAAGAGCAAAGCUCAAGGCUGCAAAUCCUGAAAUACCUAUGGAAAUUCGAGCAGAAAAGGCUUUGGAAGCAAUUCAUGUAUGCUGUUUUGGCAAGGAUCCCAUAGAAGAGGAAGAUGAAAAACUACUCUGUGUCAUGCUUAAUGCAGUAUUUCCAUCGGUUGGGCAAUCAAAGAUAAAUGAAAUCGUCAGUUCCAAAGCAAAAGAAAUAGCUGGAGGUAGUCAAAGUGCGGAAACCAUAAACCAGCAAAAUUCUGCUAAGGAAGCUGGGAAACUGCAGCUUAAGGAAUUCGAGUUGCUAAAGAGGAGUAGUGAUAGCUUCAAUUGAAUACGUCUCAGGACCAUUGAAUUUUUUUUUGGGACAUUGUGAUGUAGAUAUUUCAUAUGCUAUGUAAUCAUUUAUUGCAGCAUUUCAUUAUGUAAAAGCACACAAUCAUAUAUCAUUACGCAAAUUUCUAGCCUUUUAAUCUUUA